AUGAAGAAUCUAGUAACAAAGAAGCAGGCAACAAGAUAUGAAUCGGUGGAUAAUCUCCACCAUUGUAUUGCAUUUUCUACACAAUCAUUAGUGCAGAAGAAGGACGACCUUGGAGCAUUCACUAUUCCAUGUGCAAUCAGGGCUCUAAAUUUUGAUAAGGCCCUAUGUGAUCUAGGGGCCAGUAUACGCCUAAUGCCAUUCGUUAUUUACAAGAAGCUGGGUAUGAGGGAUCCUACCUCGACGAAUAUGCGAUUGGUGAUGGCGGAUAAGUCUGUAAAGCGGACAGUGGGCAUAUUGCAUGAUGUACUGGUAAAGGUGGCCGACUUUAAACUGCCUGCUAAUUUUGUAGUUCUAGACUGUGAGGUGAACUUUGAAGUGACCAUCAUCCUUGGUAGACCAUUCUUUGUAACUGGGAGAGUGAUAGUGGACAUGGAGCUGAAUGAGAUGAAGUUUAGGAUCAAUGACAAAGAAGAAAGAUUCAAAAUACACUCAUCUAUGACACAGAAAAGGAGAGGAGUGUUUUCUCAAUCGUGGAUGUAUUCUAUGAAGAUGUUAAAGAGGUAUCAAUAG
This is a messenger RNA of Capsicum annuum, 570 nucleotides long. RefSeq lists its product as uncharacterized. The transcript has a single exon. Lineage: Eukaryota; Viridiplantae; Streptophyta; Magnoliopsida; Solanales; Solanaceae. The record is from RefSeq and is a predicted model, not a curated record. The coding region runs from base 1 to 570 and encodes 189 amino acids.